Molecule: messenger RNA, 711 nt
Organism: Penicillium crustosum
Lineage: Eukaryota; Fungi; Ascomycota; Eurotiomycetes; Eurotiales; Aspergillaceae
Exons: 2
Coding region: 1-711 (236 amino acids)
Source: RefSeq, a predicted model, not a curated record
AUGUCUGGAACUACAUACACCAAUGCGCGGAUGAACCGAGGAAUCACAUCCAAAAGCUCCGCACCACGCUAUGCCUUGAAAGCACCAGAGCGACAAGUCGCCUUUCGAUUGGAACAUAUUGCGACGGAGAAGACAAUGCUACUACUUAAGCCGCAUGGUGAUCAAAAGUCGGAUCAUGCAUACAAGAUCUCGGACGAACAGGGCUCUCCCGUAUUCACAGCAACGGGCCGAAAAUACAAUGAUCGCUCGUGUCGAGAACUCCGUGAUUCGUCUGGGUUACCGUUAUUUGAUAUCCACACGAAGCCAUUUUCAAAUGCUUUGGGUUGGGUCGUUACCUUGCCCGGGAGCAAAAUCAGCGACGCGACAACAGCCAAGGCAACACCGAAGUUGGCUUGGAAUGGUAUCAACUUGAUCUUUUCUUUUCGGAAUAGCGCUGCGGAAGAUAGAAAAAGUGAUGAGGAUAAACAGCUCAGGCUAACAGUUAAGAAGCAUGGAGAGGCGUUGGCCUUCUUUGAUAUUGUGGAUGGGGACAGGAGGAUUGCCGAACUACGCGAGAGUAUCACCCACAAUGAGAAGUUGGUUUUGAGGAGAAUGAAGCGCGGAGGAGAUCAUCGCCCUGCCUUGGAUCUCAUUGUGAGCCCCGGUGUGGAUAUUUCACUGGUGACGGUAAUUGCGGUCAUUGUGUCUGACUGGUUCUUCGGAUCGGGUUAA